Pocillopora verrucosa is the source of this 1401-nucleotide messenger RNA. RefSeq names its product alpha-1,3-mannosyl-glycoprotein 4-beta-N-acetylglucosaminyltransferase C-like. The record is from RefSeq and is a predicted model, not a curated record. Gene Ontology annotation, molecular function: acetylglucosaminyltransferase activity. Gene Ontology annotation, biological process: protein N-linked glycosylation. NCBI's taxonomy places the organism in Eukaryota, Metazoa, Cnidaria, Anthozoa, Scleractinia, Pocilloporidae.
UCUUUUGAAAGUUCCAUCUUAUUCACUUAAGGAAAUUUUUCAUAAAAUGUGGAAGCAAAACCUUUUCACAAUUUUCCUAUAUGGAGUCAUAAUUUUUAAUGCUGCAAUGGUAUUACUAAAACAUAUUUACCACAGGCGCACUUCAUUGCUGCUCACAUGUGAAAAUUCAGACAGCAAUCUUGGCAUGUCUGCUGAACAGUGUCCUCUGAAAGCUCUAUCGAGUCACUGCACUCAAAGAGUAUUGGACGGUGUGAACAUGAGCCAAGGGCUUGUUCUUGGAAAGGAAAGAAAACAGAAAGUUUUCCUCACUCUUGGCAUUGUUGCAACGAAAGGCGAAGAGAGCAACCUGAUACAAGCUCUCUAUUCCUUGAAAAAGCAUAUCUCAAUAGAUGAGCAUGUCGACAUCGUGUUCGCUGUGGUUUCCGAAGGAGAUUCAAAAUCACUUCUCUUACAGCGCAUAAAAAGCGAAUUCGAACACGAAGUGGACAAAGGUCUCAUUCAGGUCUUACAUCCCACGGAUAAAUUUAAUGAGGCAGUCAACAUAGAACCCCUGGGAUGGGGUGAUUUGACAUUAACAGAGGAUUUUAAAAAGACUACAAUGGCCUUCAACAAAAGACUCUGUUUCCUUCUCGAGUACUGCUUUCGUUCGUCUAAACACUGCUUACUUUUGACCGAUCAAGCCCGUGCUUUGAAACCUUAUUUGUCAGUAAUCAAGGAAGUUGUAAACAGAAUUGAAGAGAAAAACCGUACACUUUACGCACAUGAUUUCGGAGAAAGGUCGCUGCCUUCCUUAGGGCGGCUUUAUUCGGAGGCUUUAGUUGGCGAUUUGGCUGAAUAUGCGGCUCUUUUCCCAGGGGGUCGUUUCCCUCAAUCAAUCAUAGAUCUCUUUGCAGCUCUGAGGGUUUCCAGUUCAUCAACAUCUCAGACAGGUGGUCAGUUCCUUUUUAAACUGGCUGCAGAGCCACGCGGUGCAAAACCAAGGGCUGAGUUUGACACAACUGUCGAGUGUGAGAAAGGUCAUGAAAUAGAGAAAGCUUUCAUUCAAGAAAGCUUUGCUUGGCUCCGGACACCGAAAAAGGAUGAUAAAGUUAUUGUGAAAUUCGGAAAACCUUUUGCAAUAUCGCGUGUGCUUGUAACCACUGGAAGUCCUUUUUACAGAGAUAUUAUGAUCAACAGCGAACUCCUCUUGUGCGCUAAUGAUAUGGAAACAAACACGUGCGAUGAAUCACAGUGUAAGGCAGUUGGGUCCUUCGCAGAUCCCAUUUUAGAUGUUAGAAACCUGGAAACUGUCGUGAGCUUUCCAGUAAAAUGCUUAAAAAUUUAUUUUACUGCGGACGCUAAGCAAUGGGUUAUGAUUCGAGAGAUUUCAGUUUGGCCAAGAGAAUAGGAAUAACAACUUGG